AUGCUGACCAGGCNAGCUUCGGGAUCAACUUCGCCCCAGCUCAGCGUUUCCCAUGCUGACCAGGGAGGGUGUUUACAUCCGCACCCCCUGCUCCUCACGCCGGAGUCGUCGCGACAGCACCGGCGGCAAUUGCGACAGCAUCUACCUCACAAGCCCCUGGGCAGAUUGCGGCUGCUGCAGAGAGGGUGCCUGCACACGCACCUCCUGCCCUCCAAGCCGGAAUAGCAGCGGUACCCGCGGCGGCCGCGGAUGCUACCCCUCAAGUCCCCGCCUGGUUCGGCGGCUGCUGGCUGCCCAGACACCCUAUCUCGGAAAGUCCCAGACACCCUAUCUCGGUUGUUUGCGUUCGAUCACCAACAACAGUUGGAAAACAGUUGGAAGCACCGCAACUUGCACCGAUAUGCAGGAAUGUGCCUGAUGACCCUGCACUGCAUACAAAUGUCCCACCACGUCCGUACCAAGUAUCUGCAGAUCGUUUGGAUAACUUGCGACCAGUUCAAAGUGAUCGCCAAGUAUUCGCUGAGAAAUCAGUUUAUAUUAGCGCGACCAACGUAUUUGAAACUGUUAACCGCGAUAUCUUGCGUGAGAAACAUGCGCUUGAAUAUGGCACCUAUGUCGACUACCUUACAAACACUGGCGCCCAAUUACCUGAUAACGAGACAACCACUGCCAUGUCAUACUACUUUGUGCGUGAUGGAUUGUUGUUUAAAACGUAUUUACCAGGCUACCUCCGGAAACGUAGUACGUUUAGUGACCAAUUAGUGUUGCCUCAGUCAGGCCCUUACCGGACUAGUGCUGCACGCCUAUCACGACCACGUAUUAUCUGGAGGCCACUUAGCGUCUAGACCGACUUAUGAGAAGAUCCGCCAGAAAUACUGGUGGCCAACCAUGAAUCGGGACGUCCGUACUUGGUGUGAACAAUGCCAAGCUUGUCAACGUCGAAAAACAGCCCACAAUCGAAACAAAUUACCAACGGGACAUGUACCAUACAAAGACCGUUCGAACGCAUUUCGGUUGACCUAGUUGAAUAUCAAGUAGAAUUAGUUUCAGCCGCCGGGGUACGGUGCAUAUAUGUCCUA
Molecule: messenger RNA, 1079 nt
Organism: Ectocarpus sp. CCAP 1310/34
Lineage: Eukaryota; Phaeophyceae; Ectocarpales; Ectocarpaceae
Source: the annotation of a GenBank genome assembly